Polistes canadensis is the source of this 924-nucleotide messenger RNA. It is a transcript of the gene EloB, whose product is annotated as transcription elongation factor B polypeptide 2. Lineage: Eukaryota; Metazoa; Arthropoda; Insecta; Hymenoptera; Vespidae. The coding region runs from base 134 to 484 and encodes 116 amino acids. Gene Ontology annotation, biological process: transcription elongation by RNA polymerase II. Gene Ontology annotation, molecular function: protein binding. Gene Ontology annotation, cellular component: elongin complex; VCB complex. The record is from RefSeq and is a predicted model, not a curated record. The transcript has 3 exons.
UGUGUACAGUCUUAUUUUAACCUUUCAUUUAUAAUCUGAAGGUCUUCAAGUAAACAUAGUAUCAUUGAACCUUAUAAACAGUGUAAAUUAUUAUUUAAUCCUCGAUACAUUUAAUUACACAAUUAGAUCCGUAAUGGACGUAUUUUUAAUGAUUAGGCGAAAAAAUACAACUAUUUUUACGGAUGCUAAGGACAAUACAACGGUUCACGAACUUAAAAAAAUUAUCGAAGGUAUAUUGAAAGUACCGCCAGUGAAUCAACAACUAUUUAAUAAAGACAACGUUGUUAUGUCUGAUACUAAAUACUUGUCGGAUUAUGGACUGACAUCUGUAACCGCUAAAGCGCAAUGUCCAGCAUUGGUAGGAUUAGCUAUGCGUCAAGAUAAUGGUCAAUUUGAACAACUUGAAAUGACUCCAUUUUCUCUACCACCUGAUCUUCCCGAUGUUAUGAAGGGUUGUGAGCCUAAUGGUUCAGAGUCUCCUUGAAGUUACAUAAACUAUAUUGUGAAUCAAUUGAUAAAGAAGUAUUGUGUUUGAUACAGUUUAAUAUUUAUGAGAAAGACCUUUCUACUAAAUGCUGAAGAUUUUAUGAAACCAGGAUGUGAAUAAUAGAAAGACGUACAAGUUCUUACAUUAAUGCAAAGUGUCUUAGGGAUUUCUCAAUUCUUCUAGAGGAAACAAAAAAACGAAAAAAGAAAAAAGAAAAUAAAACAGGUAGUUGCAAUACUUCCAGGUCUUCGUGAACGUGCAAGUACUUCUUUUUGUACUUGAACAAUUCAAUUCAGCAUGCUAACAAAUAUUUCUAAAAAUACGCGUUCACGGUCCUGUACGUUAACCAAAUUUAAUAUUAAUUAGCUAUGAAAUUGUCUCAAAGUUUUGUUACAGUUAAAGAAAUAUAAUAAAAUACCUCAUUCGCUUAUAUUUAA